UCCCAAGAACAUUCAUUUCAACCCCCCAGUUAUCACCCAGUAGUAAAAGAAGGAAGCAAGCAGUCUUUCUCUCACGGCCUCUUCCAAGAACCAAAGGACAGUUAAUCUCAAACUGUAAUAAAAGAGGAACUCUUCUUUUUGUUAACCACUACUAUAACUAGAACCAUUCCCACAUACACACACCGAGUCGCAGACGCCACAGUCUCUCGACAAAUGCAAGAUCCGAACUCCAAGAAUUUGUUGAGCCAACCGCCGCCGUUUUCUGCGGCAAUGCGGCCGUCCCACCACCGUAGAGCCCACUCUGAGGUCAACUUUCGGCUGCCGGAGGACUUAGAUCUGGUUUCCGACCCCUUUGAUGCGCCGGCCGGGAGUUUCGAGGAGAUGGGAUCCGAGGAUGAUCUCUUCUCUACUUACAUGGACAUCGAGAAGAUCAGCGGUGGCGCCGGCGGUGGAUCUGGUGUUGGUGACUCCAUUCUCGACAAUGCGGGUGGCGGGGCGGGGGCGGACGAUGGUAACAAGAACGGCGGCGCUGAUGGUGUAGCUAGGCCGAGGCAUAGGCAUAGUAAUUCGGUGGACAGUUCGAGCCUGUUGUUUAAUGAGAGUAGCAUUGAAGCUAAGAAAGCAAUGGCUCCUGAUAAGCUUGCUGAGUUAUGGAAUAUUGAUCCUAAGCGCGCCAAAAGGAUUUUGGCGAAUCGACAAUCUGCUGCUCGAUCAAAAGAGAGAAAGGCCCGUUACAUAUCUGAGCUGGAGAGAAAAGUUCAGACACUUCAAACUGAGGCCACAACUCUGUCUGCUCAGCUGACACUGUUCCAGAGAGAUACGACUGGACUAAGUAAUGAGAAUACGGAGCUCAAGCUUCGGUUACAGGCCAUGGAACAGCAAGCUCAGUUGCGUGAUGCCCUUAACGAAGCACUGAAGCAAGAAGUAGAGAGACUCAGACUUGCUACUGGAGAAAUAUCUUCGACUUCAGACACGUUCAAUUUGGCAAUGCAGCAUGUUCCAUACAAUCAAUCCACCUUCUUUACCUCUCCACCCCAAUCCAGCCCAAACGAGAACAUACAAAUGCAGCAAUUUCAUGCCGUCCCGACGGGCAUGUCGAGUCAUCAGCACCCGAUGCUUUCAGCUGCUCACGUACGGGGCCUUGCUGACUCGUUCCACCAGGACCCUCUUGGCCGUUUCCAAGGUCUUGAUAUCGGUAGCCGAAGCUCUCAUUUAGUGAAAACUGAGGGGCCGUCUAUCUCCGCCAGCGAAAGCAGCAGUACAUUCUGAUAUUUUCAGGUUCUCUCCCAAUUCGUCCCGGUGAUCCAACCCUAUUUGUUUUAAUUGUUAAUAGACUGACACCGCUGUUUUAACAUCCAGAGUCACCUGAUUUUUUCAUUUUUUUUCCUUUUACGUUUAACUGGGGUCUUAGGUUUUCGUUAGCAUUCUAGGUUCGUCGAUGUUGUUCAUUCUUAAUCGUGGUGGCAAUUGUUUCCAGAUUUAAGUUGUUCGUCCGACUGAAAAGUCAUUUGUUGUUUUUGUGAUCACAUCUUUGUUCUUGAUUGCUUCACUUGUCCCGUGAAGCUUCUCGUUCACUGACUGAGGGGGGACUCGGUCUGAUAAUCAUUGUAUGUCUAAUGUAAUGAGAACUGCACAUUAUUCAUUAACUAGAACGUCUGCCCGUCCGAUGUUGUAACCUAAGUUCACCUACUAACUCCGUCGUUGUUCUUGCUAUUAAGUCCCCAAUGUUUUCUGGAUACCUGUUGUAACAUCAGUAACUUCAACAUUAUCGUGCUAUGGUUCCCGAAU
Molecule: messenger RNA, 1788 nt
Organism: Sesamum indicum (sesame)
Lineage: Eukaryota; Viridiplantae; Streptophyta; Magnoliopsida; Lamiales; Pedaliaceae
Product: transcription factor RF2b
Biological process (GO): regulation of DNA-templated transcription
Cellular component (GO): nucleus
Molecular function (GO): DNA-binding transcription factor activity
Source: RefSeq, a predicted model, not a curated record